AUGCCUCGAAAGUGUUGUGUUACUUCAUGCUCGUCUAACUAUGACAAAAAUAAUGAAAAAUACGUAUCUGUUUAUCGUUUACCUAAAGACAAAGAUAAUCGUUUGCGUUGGAUAGCUGCAAUUCCAAGAGAUAAUAUCCUUGAUUCAAAAUAUACUGUGGUAUGCACUAAACAUUGGCCUGAAAACGUCGAUUUGAUAAUGAGUAAUGGUAAGAAACGACCAAAUGUACCUCCAACAAAAUUUCAUAACGUUAAUUUGAGUCAAAUUUCAACAGCACCAGCAAAAGGACGUAAAACAACUCGAACAAGUUUUUCAGAGAGAAAUAUUCAAGAGGAUGAAAUGAGCAGUUUUAAUGAUGCUGAUAACUUAGAAUUCAGUGACAUUAUGAUAUAG
This is a messenger RNA of Hydra vulgaris (swiftwater hydra), 393 nucleotides long. RefSeq names its product peroxynitrite isomerase THAP4-like. Lineage: Eukaryota; Metazoa; Cnidaria; Hydrozoa; Anthoathecata; Hydridae. The record is from RefSeq and is a predicted model, not a curated record.